Molecule: messenger RNA, 1059 nt
Organism: Durusdinium trenchii
Lineage: Eukaryota; Dinophyceae; Suessiales; Symbiodiniaceae
Source: the annotation of a GenBank genome assembly
GGCUCAAGCUCAGCCACCAUGGCGCAACACCUGGUGUGUCCAGGGCUUCAUAUCCGAAAUCGAACCAGGUGGCCGUGGGCAGUGCUCCCCCUUCUGCUCACCCGCGCUGCUGCGUACGAGGUCCAGGCAAGUCCAUCCUCACUCAGUGUCUUGGAGGCGAAACUGGUGAAUCUCAAGAAGGAGUCCGCAGAAUUGCACGGCCCUCCCUUUCGAGAAGCACCACGUGGAAAAUCUAAAAACAAGAUCGGAGCCGUGCGGUCAUUAGAGGCACAGCUGAGCUCCGAAAACCAGCGCUUGCGGCAGCAGCUGCGCCGUACUAGCGAGCGUUCCGAGGACACUGCAGUAGCUUCGAGGGGUGGGGCUGGUGAUCAGAAGGUGAGCCUGCUCAGCCUGAAUGGAGUACACGGCGAGCCUAGCUUUGCCUUGCUCAUGAGACUCCUAUUGAUUUUCGGUGUGGUCAACACGGCCAUAUAUUUGGCUUGGAGUGCAGAGGGUCCGGUGGUGGAGAAGGUGAAACGUCGUGCUGCAGAGCCCUUGUUGAGGGCACUAGGACGAGGGACUUAUGAAGUCGAAAUUAGCGAGUUGCAGGUCACGAAUCUCCCGGCCAAUGGAUCUGUGGUCCUGGCCCUGGACGUCGGUGGGCGCCGCUUUACCUGCGAGGCCGCCUGUGUGCAGGGCCUGGCGCGCUUCCAGGACCACUUCCGAUUUCCAAUUCAAGGUGGUGGAAGUGAGGGCCAAACGUGCGCCUUACGAGCUUGCCAGGGAGAGGAGACGAUCGCUGAGGUUGCCUUGACCACCAAGGAUAUCAUGCGCAGGGUUCAUAGCAAGCAUGGGCAGCAGUACUUCCACUAUCGCAUGUUCCCCAAGGAGCAACAUUCGGCGUGGCGGCCUUCCUUGGCCCUGCGUUUGCGCGAGGCGCCGACGUCGGCUCGCUGAUGCGCAAACCUGGGUUUGUGGCUGCUCCGGUGGGCCCCGUGUUUCACUGCCACCUCCAAUGCAAAAACAUGCAAAGAACCUUCUUGGUUGCAGCAAGUCUGGAAAGAAACACUGGAAAAUAUC